Messenger RNA from Suillus paluster, 437 nucleotides. RefSeq lists its product as uncharacterized. NCBI's taxonomy places the organism in Eukaryota, Fungi, Basidiomycota, Agaricomycetes, Boletales, Suillaceae. The transcript has 3 exons. The coding region runs from base 15 to 323 and encodes 102 amino acids. The record is from RefSeq and is a predicted model, not a curated record.
CUUCCACAAACACCAUGAUGUUUACUUCCCGUUCCAUGGUGUUUGUGCUUCUCGGCUUCCUCGCUGGCGCCAAUGCGUGUGUAUCCUGCCCAAGUACAUUGAAGGUCGACAGUAGUGUCGUGAAUCUAUAUUUGAGGGACCCAAUCGCCCACAUCCAGACCACAUUUUGCGAAUACAGGCCGAGCGACGGCUCACACGCAUUCUGUAUUUAUAACACCGUGAACGGCCAGCUUAAAAAUGGGUAUAAGCAGAAGGACCAGAUCACAGUUACGAUCCAGUCUUGUCCGCAUACAGAAACUUUGAAGGAUGGGAAUGUUUGCUGACCGCGAUGUGAAGAGGUGGGGGAGACGAGACACCUAAAAGGAGGAGAAAUGUUCGUCUGCAGACAGCCGGGUGUACGCCAAUACUUAUACACUAUCUGUUACAAGAAUGGUCAG